Acytostelium subglobosum LB1 is the source of this 1683-nucleotide messenger RNA. RefSeq lists its product as hypothetical. The transcript is spliced from 3 exons. Gene Ontology annotation, molecular function: zinc ion binding. Bases 1 to 1683 code for a protein of 560 amino acids. Lineage: Eukaryota; Evosea; Eumycetozoa; Acytosteliales; Acytosteliaceae. The record is from RefSeq and is a predicted model, not a curated record.
AUGACACAUUAUAUUCUAUCCCCACCAUCACUUCAACAACAACAAUCAGUAGUGACAACAACCAUCACAAAGCCUCGAGAGAAUACAUAUCAGAUAUCCAUUCGCAGAGAGAAGAUGACGUGCACCUGUGAGUCCUUCAAGUUUGGCGGCCGUCACCGUUUCUGCAAGCAUACCAUUUCAAUCCUACGGAUGUUGCAGUAUGACGAACAAUCAAUCCGGCUCUAUUCAUUGAGCCAAACGACAACGAUCAAUAUACAAGAGGCAUAUCAGAAGCUGCGUAUGCUCACCGAUUCCACAGUUCAGACACAGGUUCAACCAGUUAAUGUCGUCCCAACGCGAGGUGCCACACAACUACAACCGCUGCUACCUACAAUCAAUGAGCCCAUUGAUACUACACCACUGCAUGACGAUGACCAUUAUUCUGGAGGCGGUGGAUUUGGUCCAGACUACUCGGAUGAUGAGGCGGAAGUGCAACAACAUCGACAACAGCUCUGUGAUGUUUCCAAUCGACAUGUGACAUCAGGUACAUCACAUCUACGUCAACAACAACAACAACAACAACAACAACGACGACGCAACCUAAUCAUUCCUGAUCUCGAUGACGACGAUGACUUUGAACAACUCCAGCAACAUCAGCAACAUCAUCAACUUCAAUUGAUGUCCUUCCAACAACUACAACAAACGAGUGACAUUACCAGUAAUACACAGCAACAACCGCCAGCUCAAGCAGCACCAAGCACGUCCGAUCAAGAGCCAUUGCCAGAUCCCAAUGUCCUAUGCGAUCUUGAGAAUGAAGUUGACAUCUCAUUCAUUGACUAUAGUCUGAUGGCCGAGUUGGAUACAUCAAUCCUAGGUUCAAAUGUUGGUGGGCUAAACAAUGUACAUUACGCUGAGCCCCUGUUGGCAACGGACUUUAUGUCAAUGAACGAUACAGAGGAUGACGGUCAGAGCAUGUCAGUCAUAGCGGUGACAACAAGUCCAUCAACGUCCAUUCCGUUGACCUCCUCAACGAUGUCAACCCAAUCAUCUUCAGCCCACCCAUCGAUGCCAAUGUCCUCCACAGUGUCGGAAUCCACAACCUCAACUUCCACGACCUCAUCUGGAAGCAAACGUAGUAUGGACCAUCAAGGUUCAGUUGACGAGGGACCAAAGAGACUACGUACUGGUGCACUACAGUCACAUGUUACCACAUCAUUACCAAGACAACCGCUCUACACUGACACCAGUCGCUUCUACAACGCAAUGUCGAAUACGACAGGAUCAGAAUAUUACGGCACGUUCUGGCCUUGCAAGAUUCUCAAGCAUCAAUACCUAGCGGAGGGUAAUACUUUUGAGUAUUACGUUCAGUACUACCAGAGAGAAGCUCGUACUGAGUUGGUGAUGAUCAAGAAUGACAAGGCAUGGGUGUUGGAAUGCAACCUGCUACCUUACAGUCAUACAUCUAUUCCAGUCCCUUUUGAAGAGAUGUAUAGUCAGGUUAGGAUUACCUCUAAGGCAGAUAAGGAGAUCUUCAUGGUCAAGUGUCCAAAUGGUUAUUGGUGUCGAGGAAUACUCGUUGAUUGGCCUGUUGCUGAACGUAAAUCAAAGUUCCUCUCUGUUGUUGCAUCUCUGAUUGAUUGCGACAACAAAGAAAUAUUGGUACCAACUAGGCAGGAGAUGGUCCUUCGCAUAGACCAACUGUAG